CUUUAUAUUUAUGAUGUGGAGUUUUGUAUUGUGAUUAUUUUUAAAUAUUAGAGGGAAAAUCUUGAUUUUAAGGUGUGCAUCUCACGAGAUCUCGAUGCUUUAUAUUUAUGGCGUGGAGUUUUGCAAAAAUGCUACAUGUACCCUCAGGGUAUGAAAUAGUUUCAUACUCUUGGCUGUAAUUGGUCUAAAAUUUCAAAUUCAAAUACCAUUUGAAAUUUUAGAUUUAAAUUUCAAUCCCAUGCGGGGUUGCUUAUAUGACAACAACCAAUGUAGCCCAGGGUAUGUUACUAUUUGGUACUCUGGAUGUACAUGUAGCAACUUCCAGAGUUUUGUAUUGUGAUUAAAAAUGUUAGAGGGAAAAUCUUGAUUCCCCGGCCUCCCGGCCAACUCUAAUUUGUACGAUUUAUAAGGUAUGUUACUUUAAAUGAAAAUUUUAAUAUCAUACCUCAAUUAAAGUAUGGCUACAUUAGUAUAAAGAUUAUAAAUCUUUACCCUUACUCUAAUCACUAAAUGAGGCGUAAAUCAUUGAUGUUUUCGGGAUUACAAUUCUCGUAACUCUCUUGAUUCCUAUUCUGUACGAGCCUCUUGAAACCCUAGCUAGAUCUCCACAGGAAAAUUAACAGUCCUACUCAAUAAAAAUAAAUAAAUUAAGAGUCCUCCAGCUAGAUCUCCCUAUUCCAGCUAAGUCUCCUGAAACUCUAGGGUUAGAUCUCCAUAAAAAAAAUUAAUAGUCCUCCUAACUCUAAAUUCCCUAAAUCUUUGAAACAUUAUCACGUUUAUUUGUGGAUAUUAUUCCCUAAAACCCUAAACCUUCGUUAUACAUAUACAACUAUACAAGUAGAACAAAUCACACAGAAACGGCCAAACUCAUCAAAAUGUGGCGAACCAUAGCAUCAAGAUGUUCCCUGUUGAACAGAAGUUCAAAACCAAAACCAAGAUUUUUAUUUUGUUUGGAAAAACCUCCAAUUCAGACCCAUCUGAAGACCUUUCUUAUCUUGAUCAGUUUAAGUAUUUCAAUUGGGCUAUUUCUAGAGAUGAUUUCCAGAUCGAUGAUUCAUUGUUAGAUGGUAUUACCUAUAUUUUAACAAGACCUCUUUUAACAAGACCAGAACCGUGUAAGUUGUCGAAAUAUGAACCUGAUAAACGAUGGUUGCAUCUCUCAUGGAAUCUUCUCAAAAGCGGUGGUGGUGGUGGUGGUGGUGGUGGCGGCGGUGGUGGCAGUAACGGCGGUGUUGUUACUAAGUUGCGCAACAAAUUGAUUAAAACCGUGGGUGAGGAGGAAGGCAACAACGACGGUAAAAUUACUACUAGAAUCCUCAACAAAUUGAUAAACGCAUUUGGGUAUUAUGGAGAUCACGAAUCUGGAAUUGAGAUACUCAACAUGUUUCCAGAUUUUAGGUGCAACCCAGAUUUGAAUACCUAUUCAGGUGUUGUAUUUUGUGCAUGGGGAUGUAAAUCUGAAGCCUGGGAAUUCGAAUUUUGCCAGAAAAUGGUCUCGUAUUUACAUGACAGAAUUGAAAGUGUUGAUGAUGAGAGUGUUGGUUAUAUAAUAGACCUGUACUGUAAACUGGACAAGCCUGAACUGGGACAUGCAAUUUAUGAAGCUGCUAAACAGAAAACUCGUAUAAAGUCUGUACAUGAAUUGAUACAUUGUCUUUCAAAGCACGAUGAAACUUUAUGCUUAGCUGAGAAUAUGGCAUAUAAUGUAGGGUAUGAUGAAUUGAAACAUUGUCCAUAUAAUGAAGGGUAUGAUGAAUUGAUACUGUUGACCCUAAAGUUUUGAUGAUGACAAAGCAAACUCCUGACAAUUGGUUAAGUUAUGUUGCAUAAUAGGUUCCGAGAUCCUUAGAGGGAUAAUGCUAAGUUAAGGAGAUCCUGAGUUGGAUAAACUAAGCAACGUGGAAUAUAAGCAAGUAGUUGAUCCAUGUCAGACACUACAUUGAAGAUAUAAUCAUAAAGCAAGUUUACAAAGGCGAGAUCCUUAGGCGAGUUCCUAAGGCGAGAUCCUCAUAUAUUAUGUGGAUCCUCGAUGUUCCAGAGAAGGAACAAAUUGGGAAGACUUCGAGUGAAGCUUCUAAAGGUGCAACAUGAAGACUACAACAUAUGAGUUUAUGUUUAGGAUUUAUGUAAGUAUUUAAUAUUGUUUAUACGUAAUUUGGAACGAAAGGAACCCAAGUAUUUUGGUACGUUUUAAAUUGAAAUAUAUUAACUGUAAUUAUAAAAGAGUUUUAAGUUGGAAAAUCUAUGUAAAUAAAUAAAAUGAAUUUAAUUAAUAAAUCUAAACAUAGGAUUCUGUUUUCAUUCUCCUUGUUUCUCAAGCAAAAGAUUUUCCAUGAUCCUUAAAACUCUCCCAUGUAUUUCUGUUUAAACGUGCAUUUAGUGUUUUGUUUGGUCUCCCUGUUUCUCUCCAACUAUGCCCAUGUUACUGAGCAGUAACAGUUAGUGGGUAGUUGAGGAGAACAUGGGUACCUAACCUUAGGUAAAACUCUCCUAUAAAAGGAGAAGAGUUUUGACUUUUCAAAACACAACUGAUUUCUACAAAAUCUAUCUUAAAGAGCUUAAACGUUUUAAAAGAAUCAGUUGGCAAAAUAGAGUGUUCCUUGAGUUCCUUAUUACUAUAAGCUUUAUUACGUACUAGAAUCUAUCAAUCAUAUUGUAUUUUGGGUUUAAGGAUUGAGUGAUCCUUGAGUGACUUAGAGUUUAGUCAAAGAGAGAAAGAGCGGCUAAGAGUUUAGUCAAAGAGAGAAACAGUGACUUAGAGUUAAGUCAAAGAGAAAAGGAGCGACUUAGAGUUAAGUCAGAGAGAGAAAGAGUAGCACAGUAAUCGAAGGGGAUUGCUGUGGGGAACUCGUGUUCGAGAGGAACUCGAGUUAAAGAGUGUAUUUGUAAUAGAGUUAUUGCAUUAAUACAAAAGAGUAGUGAGGUUCUUCUUGAUUAGGGUCAAGAAGGUUCCUUCAUUUUAUAUCUUUCUUCGCUCAUUGUUCUCAGUCUCUUUAUUGUUUAAAUUCCGCAAGAAACUUACCCAAGUUCCCAAGAAACAAUUCACCCCCCCUCU
Molecule: messenger RNA, 3055 nt
Organism: Spinacia oleracea (spinach)
Lineage: Eukaryota; Viridiplantae; Streptophyta; Magnoliopsida; Caryophyllales; Amaranthaceae
Exons: 2
Coding region: 899-1783 (294 amino acids)
Molecular function (GO): protein binding
Source: RefSeq, a predicted model, not a curated record